AUGAUCUUUAGUUCCUGGAAUGUUAGGGGGUUGAGGGGGCAUGGGAAGUUGAGAAUGAUUAAGGACUUAAAGCAAAAAUAUAGAUUGAAUAUGUUAGGUUUGAUUGAGACCAAAAGACAUGUAGUAACAAAAUUUGAUGUAGCUAGAAUUUGGGGGUGUGAUAGCGCAGGAUGGGAAUAUGUUGAAUCUGAUGGUGCAUCGGGUGGUUUGUUGAUAAUAUGGGAUGAAACGAUCUUUAAAAUGAGUAAUUUCUAUAAAGGGCAGAGGUGGUUGUGUGUGGAAGGGGUCAUAUUAAAGAAUAGUUUUAACUGUGCUUUUUUCCUGGUUUAUGGUGUUCAUACUAGAGAUGAAAAACUUGUUGUGUGGGAGGAGUUGAGCUAUACAGCUGGAUUAUGCCAGGUCCCAUGUUGCUUCAUGGGAGACUUUAACGAGAUUGUUCAUGUAGAGGAAAGAAAAGGUACUACUAGCUUAACAAUAUUUGUGGAAGAAUUCAAGAAUUUGAUACAGGAUAUGCACUUGGUGGACUUAGCGCUCAAUGACUGUAAGUUCACUUGGUUUAGAGGUUGUUCAUGCAGUCGGAUUGAUAGAGUUCUACUCAUUCUGGAAUGGGUUGAGGAAUUCCCAGAGGUUCGCUUGAGAGGAGGACCAAGAGGGUUGUCAGACUAUUGCCCGAUGAUAGUGGAAGAUACUAGGUGGAGAUGUGGACCUAGACCGUUCCGGAGCCUUGACUCAUGGUUCACACAUGAAGGCUUUUUGAGAAUGGUUAAAGAGGAAUGGAGGGGGUUAGGGGAGAUACAGUUCACAGAUAAAUUGAAGGCCUUGACGGUUGGGGAGAUGGCACAGGGAUAA
This is a messenger RNA of Arachis ipaensis, 849 nucleotides long. RefSeq lists its product as uncharacterized. Lineage: Eukaryota; Viridiplantae; Streptophyta; Magnoliopsida; Fabales; Fabaceae. Gene Ontology annotation, molecular function: catalytic activity. The record is from RefSeq and is a predicted model, not a curated record.